AUGAACGCACCUAGUCCGGAAGUAGAUGUGUUUAUUAGCAACUACACGAUCGUCGAUCCAGACGUAUAUCAUCUGUGGGUGAAUGGAUAUUCCGCAUCGGAAGCAGUGUCCAUUCUGAAACAGUAUGGUAUUCUGGAGGAGAUGGGCACUACACUCGACUUGGUUGCAUCCGACAUAUUAGACCAUUACAGGACUUACAGUUUGCUAGAAAAAAUAAUACAUUAUCCAACAAAGUUAGAUCAACAGCUGGCAUUUCAAAUAGAGCCACAAACGAAACACAUAUUAGUAGAAAAGUAUUAUGAAAUAGAUGAUAUAGUUAUUCGAGAAUUUCUUGGAAAAAAAUUAUCAUCAAAACAUCGUAAAGAUUUGGAUGAAGUUAGUGAAAAAACAAGCAUCGCUAUAAAAUCUUGCAGACGUCAAUUUGACAAUGUCAAAAGAGUUUUCAAGGCUGUUGAAGAACUUCAAGGUUCUGUUAUCCAAAAUAUUUCUAGCAUAUUUCUAUUAUCAGAAGAUCUGGCUAAGAAGUAUGGAGUAAUUGUUUUCAUAGCCUGUAUGCGUUUUGAAACGUCGAAACGUAAACUACAAAUGUUAACAUUUCCUGACUUUUAUGAACCAACUCUUUGUAUUAUGAACAAGUGGACUUAUCCUAAAAGUAGUCCGGAAUUUGGAGACACUGACUUGGAUCGAGAAUUUUUGCUUGAAUUAAGAGAAGUUAGAGUAUUAUUGGACAAAGAGAAGGAUCACAAACAUAUUGUAUGUCAAAAAUUAAAGCCAGAGUUUCUAGAAAAAACAUAUAAUAGUAUGGAAGUUAAUUUUCGUUUGCUGAGCAGAGCAAUAAUAGGAAUAGCCUAUAAUCUUCACCACAAUAGAGACUUAAGAGGAUUCUUCUUGGAAGUAGUAGAAAGAAUUAUUGAUCCAUGGAGAAUACUUGGUUGGAUCAAAGUAGAUGUGAUGAAUUUCCUAAAAGUAUACGUCAACUGUGCCAUAGAAUUAGAUGUAUUCCAAGAUGCAGAAGUGAAGAAAGCUUGGGAACGAUAUAUGGAUGUAAUAACAACCAGUGUCAAACAACUCUACUAA
This is a messenger RNA of Macrosiphum euphorbiae (potato aphid), 1077 nucleotides long. Lineage: Eukaryota; Metazoa; Arthropoda; Insecta; Hemiptera; Aphididae. The record is from the annotation of a GenBank genome assembly.